AUGUCUCUCAAGGCAAUCGGACCCGCACCAGCACCACAAGUGCCAGAACAAGAACGCGAGCCAGGACGUGAAUUUGUGAAGGAGCACCAAAGACCAAGAGCCCACCUCGAGGAGAAGAAGAAAAAGCCCAAAGAGAAGAAGAAGAAGCCCAAAAAGAAGAAGAAGCAGAAGCAGAAGAAGAAGAAGCAGAAAAAAUGUUCUUCAAAGGGGAAAUCGACACCACCACCGCCAUCAUCGCCGCCGUCGUCACAGUUGUAG
Messenger RNA from Metarhizium robertsii ARSEF 23, 258 nucleotides. RefSeq names its product Peptidase A1. The transcript has a single exon. The record is from RefSeq and is a predicted model, not a curated record. The coding region runs from base 1 to 258 and encodes 85 amino acids. Lineage: Eukaryota; Fungi; Ascomycota; Sordariomycetes; Hypocreales; Clavicipitaceae.